GCUUUUUUCGCCUAUUGUUUCUUUAGAAGCGAAAAACAAAACAAAAACUAAUCAUUACCAAUGGCUUUACCGAUCGCUACGUCUUCUUCAGAAACAAAAGAUCUUUUACGAAUGGAGCGCGUUGGCGCCCAUUCCCACAUUCGUGGUUUGGGUCUCGACGAUGCACUUGAGCCUCGCAUGUCCUCGCAGGGUAUGGUGGGUCAACUCAAAGCACGCAAGGCCGCCGGUGUCAUUUUGCGCAUGAUCGAAGCCGGUCGAAUCGCAGGCCGCGCCAUUCUCAUUGCCGGCCCUCCUUCCACCGGUAAAACCGCUAUUGCUAUGGGCAUGGCACAAGCUCUCGGUAGCGACGUUCCAUUCACCAUGUUGGCUGCUUCGGAAAUCUUUUCACUGGAGAUGUCAAAAACCGAAGCUUUAACGCAAGCAUUCCGUCGAUCGAUUGGUGUCAGAAUCAAGGAGGAAUCGGAGAUCAUUGAAGGUGAAGUGGUGGAAAUUCAGAUUGACCGAUCAGUCACUGGGGGAUCGAAAACGGGUAAAUUGACGCUCAAGACAACGGACAUGGAGACCAUUUACGAUUUGGGUCACAAGAUGAUCGAAUCGCUCAACAAAGAAAAAGUGAUGGCUGGUGAUGUGAUUACCAUUGAUAAAGCUUCUGGCCGUAUUUCCAAACUUGGCCGUUCUUUCACACGAGCAAGAGAUUACGACGCCAUGGGUUCGGAUACCAAAUUCGUCCAAUGUCCUGAAGGCGAAUUGCAAAAGCGUAAAGAGGUGGUUCAUACAGUGUCGUUGCACGAAAUCGAUGUCAUCAAUAGCAGAACACAGGGUUUCCUUGCACUAUUUUCUGGCGAUACUGGUGAAAUCAAAGCCGAAGUGAGAGAUCAGAUUAACGGAAAGAUUGCCGAAUGGCGAGAAGAAGGCAAAGCCGAAAUCGUGCCAGGCGUUCUGUUCAUUGAUGAAGUUCACAUGCUUGACAUUGAAUGUUUCUCCUUCCUGAACCGAGCUUUAGAAGAUGAUAUGGCACCUGUGGUCAUUAUGGCUUCCAAUCGUGGUAUCACCAAUAUCCGUGGUACCAAAUAUAAAUCUCCUCACGGUAUCCCCGUCGAUCUGCUGGAUCGUAUGUUGAUCAUUUCCACAAAAGCUUACGAAGAAAACGAAAUCAGACAAAUUUUGACCAUUCGAUGUGAGGAGGAAGAUGUUGCCAUGACAGACGAUGCCAAGGAUGUUCUGACAAAGAUUGGCGUGGAAACCUCGCUUCGUUAUUCGAUUCAUCUUAUUACGGCGGCUAAUUUGGUUUCAAGGAAGAGAAAGGCAGCCAUGGUCGACAUCCAAGAUAUCAAGCGCGUGUAUUCACUGUUUUUGGAUGAAAAGCGAUCCGUGCAAUACUUGAAGGAUUACCAAGAUCAAUACAUGUUCAACGAACAAAACGACAAAAUGGCUGUCGACACUGCCAUGGAAAUGUAAAAAGAAAAAGAAAGUGUCUCAUACAAAUAAAACAUUGUCACAUUCAACCCAAUUCCCAUCACCCCGGAGCAUUCUCUGUUUGAUUUUGCAUAGCAGGGUUGGACAUACUCGUAA
Messenger RNA from Radiomyces spectabilis, 1572 nucleotides. Its product is annotated as RuvB-like 2. The transcript is spliced from 10 exons. Gene Ontology annotation, cellular component: R2TP complex; NuA4 histone acetyltransferase complex; Swr1 complex. The record is from RefSeq and is a predicted model, not a curated record. Gene Ontology annotation, molecular function: ATP hydrolysis activity; ATP binding; DNA helicase activity. The coding region runs from base 61 to 1458 and encodes 465 amino acids. NCBI's taxonomy places the organism in Eukaryota, Fungi, Mucoromycota, Mucoromycetes, Mucorales, Radiomycetaceae. Gene Ontology annotation, biological process: regulation of transcription by RNA polymerase II; chromatin remodeling; box C/D snoRNP assembly.